Sander lucioperca (pikeperch) is the source of this 1829-nucleotide messenger RNA. It is a transcript of the gene tmed7, whose product is annotated as transmembrane p24 trafficking protein 7. Gene Ontology annotation, cellular component: Golgi apparatus; COPII-coated ER to Golgi transport vesicle; endoplasmic reticulum-Golgi intermediate compartment. The record is from RefSeq and is a predicted model, not a curated record. Gene Ontology annotation, biological process: endoplasmic reticulum to Golgi vesicle-mediated transport; intracellular protein transport; Golgi organization. The coding region runs from base 178 to 819 and encodes 213 amino acids. Lineage: Eukaryota; Metazoa; Chordata; Actinopteri; Perciformes; Percidae. The transcript is spliced from 4 exons.
UGGCCAUCCUCUUCUUUCUAGACCAAUUAGAGAGAGAAGGGGGCGGGCUUUUACAGAUGACAGCCAAUCCCGUGUCACGUUUGUAAAACCCUACUUAGUUAGCAUUAGUCGCAUCCGGGUGAGCGCUUUAAGGUCCGCUCAGGUUUUUACUUUGAAGCUUGGCUCUCGGACAUCAGGAUGUACGGAUCCUUUCGGGUGCUGUUGCAGGUGCUGUCGGCCCAGCUGCUCUGUGUAUGGGUGCUGGGCUCCGAGCUAACCUUUGAGCUGCCAGACAACGCAAAACAGUGUUUCUACGAGGACAUCAUCAUCGGCACCAAGUGUACACUGGAGUUUCAGGUGGUGACCGGUGGCCAUUAUGAUGUGGACUGUCGUUUGGAGGACCCAGAAGGCACUACACUCUACAAGGAGAUGAAGAAGCAAUAUGACAGCUUUACCUUCACAGCAGCCAAGAAUGGCACCUACAAGUUCUGCUUCAGUAACGAGUUCUCCACCUUCACACACAAGACGGUUUACUUUGACUUCCAGGUUGGCGAUGACCCUCCACUCUUCCCCAAUGAGAACAGAGUCACUGCCCUCACUCAGAUGGAAUCUGCUUGCGUGUCCAUCCACGAGGCCCUGAAGUCGGUCAUCGACUACCAGACUCACUUCCGCCUCCGUGAGGCCCAGGGACGCAGUCGGGCGGAGGACCUCAACACCCGUGUUGCAUUCUGGUCCAUCGGAGAGGCCAUUAUUCUUCUGGUGGUCAGCAUCAGCCAGGUGGUCCUGCUGAGAAGCUUCUUUUCUGACAGAAAGACCACUACAACACGCGUUGGAUCGUAACAGUCUCUGAGCCCCGGAAUCUAAUUCAUCACUUUCUUUAUCCGUACCUGGACUGGUGUGCAUAGAGUGGGUUAGAAUAUCAGUGCUGAUCUAAAAUUGGAUCAUAUCAAACUGCCAGGUUGUACAAUCUGACAUGUCAACUUCAUUCUUCACUGGUAUUCUUACAAACAUUAUGCAAAUGAGUCUUGAAGUCUAAAAGGUUAAAUAUGUUCAAAAUGCUUUUGAGGGGUAAAAUAGAAAACCUGAAGAAAGGUUUCCUUGUUUGUGUUGCUUGUUACCAUCUGUAUUGGAGGCAGUUCAAGGUCAUAUAGUUGAAGCAAACCCUAAAUAAUUUGAAGUAGAGCUGGGCAAUGUGGAGAAUAUCAAAUAUCACAAUAUUUUGGACCAAAUACCUUGAUAUCGAUAUAACAACGAUAUUGUAGCGUUGACUAUUGGUGCUUUCACAAACUAUUUACACAAUAUUUUUUUGACAAAUAAUCAGAUGUACCAUAGAUAUAAUGACUAAGUGGUUAAAGGCAAAUAAUAGAACAGCUAGAAGUAAGGUAAGUUCAGAAAAUGAUAUCGCAUUAAUGUAAUGCAGCCUGUAGAACCAGGAAAAGACAACACAUACUCACCAUAAUACGAUAGCCAAAAUUUAAGAAGAUAUCUUUUAUCACAAUAUUGAUAAAAUUGAUAAAUUGCCCAGCCCUACUUUAAAUAUUUGAAAUAAUUUCUAAAUGUGUUUUGAUUUUAUUUGUGUUCUUUUUUCCCCCGUCCUCUCAAACCUCUCCUCCUGAUCUGUUUCAUUUUUCAGCCCAAAUUGUGCACUGAAAUAACAGAGUGGAAUUUGUGACUAAAUGUACUCAUAAUGUAAGGUUUAUGGUUUUGUUUAUUUUCUUGCAUGCAAAGCAUUAGGUUUCCAAAACCACACUGGCAAGGCAAAGGGUGUUUCCCCCACAAAGUUUGCAUUUGGUUAUGAAAAAUAUGUUGCUUUUUUUUUUCUUUAUUAAAUCUCGCUGUAUUAAGUGAGA